Molecule: messenger RNA, 2662 nt
Organism: Oldenlandia corymbosa var. corymbosa
Lineage: Eukaryota; Viridiplantae; Streptophyta; Magnoliopsida; Gentianales; Rubiaceae
Source: the annotation of a GenBank genome assembly
AUGGCACCUAAUCGGGUGGCUGGUGGAAUGGCACAUUCUCCUGCUUCUGGCAUCUUUUUUCCAGGAGAUGGUCCUUCUCAAGCUGUGGCUAACUCUAAUUUAAGUUCAUCUAUGGGGAACUCAUCAAUAACAAUGCCUGGAAAUGGAUGUGCCAAUCUAGGUACAAUUUCAGGUGAUGUUAGUAAUACAGUCUUGAACAGCGUUCCUAGCUCAGGUCCCAGUGUCGCUGCUAGCUCAUUAGUCACUGAUGCAAAUUCAGCUCUCUCAGGAGGUCCUCAUCUCCAGAGGAGUGCAAGCAUCAAUACAGAGUCCUACAUGAGGUUGCCUGCAUCACCCAUGUCGUUUUCAUCCAACAAUAUAAGCAUAUCUGGCUCCUCAGUUGUUGAUGGAUCAUCUGUGAUCCAGCCAAACUCCAGUCAAGACCCAAAUUCCCAACCAUCACGGCACAAUCAGCAGCAUCAAGGAGCUUCUACUGCCACAUCCUUGCCAACCCCACGUGGAGGGCAAGUUCAACUUCCAAAUGGUUCACAACUGCCGGGAUCGUUAAUUCAGGACCCUGGCUAUACAUCACAAUUACAGAAGAAACCCCGUUUGGACAUUAAGCAGGAAGAUAUCCUCCAAAAGCAAGUGCUUCAGCAAUAUUUGCACAGACAAGAAUUAGCGCAUCUGCAGAACCCUAAUUCUCAGUUGCAAGCAUUAAUUCAGCAACAAAGGUUAAGGCAGCAGCAACAGCUGUUACAAUCUAUGCCUCCAAUUCAGAGGGCGCAGCUACUGCAGCAACAGCAGCAGCAGCAGCAGCAAUUGCAGUUAAGACAGCAGCUUCAACAACAGGGGGCGCAGCCUGUAUCUGCUAACAAGCGGCCCUAUGAUGGUGGGGUCUGUUCUCGCAGACUAAUGCAAUACUUAUAUCACCAGCGGCAAAGACCCCAAGACAAUAGCAUUGCUUAUUGGAGAAAGUUUGUUGCUGAAUAUUACUCCCCGCGUGCUAAAAAGCGGUGGUGCUUGUCAUUGUAUGAAAAUGUUGGACAUCAUUCUUUAGGAGUAUUUCCCCAGGCUGCCAUGGAUGCAUGGCAAUGUGAUAUUUGUGGGUCAAAGUCUGGAAGAGGAUUUGAGGCAACUUUUGAAGUGCUUCCCCGACUAAAUGAAAUCAAAUUUGGAAGUGGGGUCAUCGAUGAGCUUUUGUUUUUGGACUUGCCGCGUGAAUGCAGAUUCUCUUCUGGGAUAAUGAUGCUGGAAUAUGUUAAGGCAGUACAAGAAAGCGUAUAUGAGCAACUACGGGUUGUUCGCGAGGGACAGCUUCGUAUUAUCUUUGCCCCUGAUUUGAAGAUAUUAUCAUGGGAAUUUUGUGCGAGGCGUCAUGAGGAGUUGCUCCCUCGUAGAUUGGUUCAGCCACAGGUGACUCAAUUGCUACAGGUUGCCCAGAAAUGUCAAAGCACCAUAUCAAAAAGUGGGGCAGAUGGAGUCUCUCAGCAAGAUUUGCAGACAAACAGUAAUAUGGUUGUGACAGCUGGUCGUCAACUUGCACGGAGUGUUGAUUUGCAGUCUCUGAAUGACUUGGGAUUUUCAAAGAGAUAUGUGCGGUGCUUACAGAUUUCUGAGGUUGUCAAUAGCAUGAAAGACCUAAUGGACUUCUGCAGAGAAAAUAAAGUUGGCCCAGUUGAGGGCUUGAAAAAUUUUCCCCGACAUGUUAGUGCAGUCAAGCUUCAGCCACAGAAGAUGCAGGAAAUGGAUCAGCUGGGAGGAGGUAUUCAAGGUCUACCUACUGACCCAAGCGCAAUUAAUAAGCUCAUGUCUAUGCAUCCUGGACUGCAGUUAGGCGGUAAUCAGCCCAUGGUUGGGAGAGGUGCACUAAGCGGGUCUGCUCAAGCGGCCCUUGAAUUAACAAACUACCAAAAUUUGCUCUCAAGACAGAACUCAAUGAACUCAAGCCGCAGUUCACUUCAGCAGGAGCCAUCCCCCUCUUUCAGUAGUCCUAAUCAGGUUCCUUCUUCCCCAAUGCAAGGGCCUUCAGGUGGUGCCCCAGGAAGCAUGCAGAGUUCAUUACCUGGUGGAUUGUCAGGUGGCCAUCCACAGCAGCAGCAGCCGCUGCAGCAGCGGCUAGCUUUACUUCAGCAAAACAAUGCUGCGCAACGAAGUCAGACACUACAGCAGCAGAUGAUGCAGCAACAUACCCAGGAUAUGAGUAAUAACAGCAGUGGAAGUGGAAUCCAACAACAAACCCUUAACAAUAGUGGUGGUGGGAACAUGUCGAGGGACGGAGUUCUAUAUGGUGGUACUAGGACUUCCGGAGGAAGUGCUACAACUGGAAAUGGACCUAGUAGUGUUAUGGGACCGGCUCCAAGUAGAAGCAAUAGUUUCAAAGGCGCUUCAAACAGUGAAUCCUCUGGGCCUGGAGGAAAUAGUAGCUUCAACCAGAAAUCUAUGGAACUACCUCAGGGUCUUCACUUGUCAGAAGAAAUGGUACCUGACAUACCAAACGACUUCCCAGAGAGUAGUUUUCUUGGCAGUGACCUUGAUGAUAACAUGAAUUUUGAUUGGAAGGCUUAACUUUAAUGUAAUUUGUUUCAGAAAGAUGUGCUUUUUUUUUCUUUUUUUUUUCGUCCCUGAAAAUAUGUUUGUACAGUAGGCUUGGAUCCCUCAUCUCAACAUUUUCACAGCUCUC